GCGCUAAGAUGGCCGCUCCGGCUUGGACCGGUGAGUGCGUGAGGGCGCGCGGCCGCGGCGGUUGGAGGAGCGGGGCCCCCUGCCGGAGCAGACGUCCGACGGGAGCCCAGGGGCCGGGAGGCACCUGGCGGCGCUUUCCCGCCGCGCAGGACGCAGGGGCUCCUGAGGGAGGGAGAGGGGGCUACGGAGCGAGCUGAGGGGCGCGCGGAGGCGGCGGCGGGUCCGGCGAAUUUAGAAUUGGCGCCUCUGGGAAGUUGCGUUUUCAGGUUCUUCAAGUGUUGUGAACAGAGAGUCGUUUGGAUUAUGUGUUUCUCAGACAGACUGAAUAAAUGCUAACAAUGGAUAAGUGCAAACACGUUGGGCAGUUGCAGCUUGCUCCAGACCAUUCCAUCCUCAACCCUCAGAAAUGGUAUUGUGUGGACUGCAAUACAACUGAAUCUAUUUGGGCUUGCCUCAGCUGUUCUCAUGUUGCCUGUGGACGAUAUAUUGAAGAGCAUGCACUCAAGCACUUUCAAGAAAGCAGUCAUCCUGUUGCACUGGAAGUGAAUGAGAUGUAUGUUUUUUGUUAUCUUUGUGAUGAUUAUGUUCUUAAUGAUAAUACAACUGGAGACCUGAAGUUACUACGAAGUACUUUAAGUGCAAUCAAAAGCCAAAAUUAUCACAGUACAACUCGUAGUGGAAGAGUUUUACGGUCUGUGGAUACAAGUGACAAUUCUUUCUUCUUACAUGAUGGCACCCAAUCUCUGCUUCAAAAUGAAGAUCAAAUGUGUACUGCCCUUUGGCACAGAAGGAGAAUGCUCAUGGGUAAAAUCUUUCGAACUUGGUUUGAACAAUCACCCAUUGGGAAAAAAAGGCAAGAACAAUUUCAGGAAAAGAUAGCAAAAAGAGAAGUGAAAAAAAGACACCAGGAAUUAGAGUAUCAAGUGAAAGCAGAAUUAGAUAGUAUGCCUCCAAGAAAGAGUUUACGUUUGCAAGGUCUAGUUCAGUCCACCACCAUUGAAAUAGUUCCUGUUGAAGUACCACCACAAACUCCACUAUCACCAGCAAAAGAUAAAGUGAUAUCUACCUCAGAAGAUGUGAGAUUUAAAAAAGGCAGUGACUCUCCAGUCAAACGAAGACCAAUAGGAACUCCUGGUGUAACAGGAUUGAGAAAUUUGGGAAAUACUUGCUAUAUGAAUUCUGUUCUUCAGGUAUUGAGUCAUUUACUUAUUUUUCGACAGUGUUUUUUAAAACUUGAUCUGAACCAAUGGCUGACUGUGACGGCUAGUGAUAAGACAAGAUCUUAUAAGCAUCCACCCAUAACAGAUACAGUAGUAUAUCAAAUGAAUGAAUGCCAAGAAAAAGAUACAGGCUUGGUUUGCUCCAGACAUCCAAGUUUAUCAUCAGGACUAAGUGGUGGGGCAUCAAAAAGUAGAAAUAUGGAACUUAUUCAGCCAAGGGAGCCGAGUUCACAGUACAUUUCUCUUUGUCAUGAAUUGCAUACUUUGUUUCAAGUCAUGUGGUCUGGAAAGUGGGCACUGGUCUCACCAUUUGCUAUGCUUCACUCAGUGUGGAGGGUAAUUCCUGCUUUUCGUGGUUAUGCCCAACAAGAUGCUCAGGAAUUUCUUUGUGAACUUUUGGAUAAAAUACAACAUGAACUAGAGACAACUGGUACCAGGUUACCAGCUCUCAUCCCCACUUCCCAAAGGAAACUUAUCAAACAGGUUCUAAAUGUUGUAAAUAAUAUUUUUCAUGGACAACUUCUUAGUCAGGUUACAUGUCUUGCAUGUGACAACAAAUCAAAUACUAUAGAACCUUUCUGGGAUUUGUCACUAGAAUUUCCAGAAAGAUACCAAUUCAGUGGAAAAGAUAUUGCUUCCCAGCCAUGUCUGGUUACUGAAAUGUUGGCCAAAUUUACAGAAACUGAAGUUUUAGAAGGAAAAAUCUACGUAUGUGAACAGUGUAACUCAAAGCGUAGAAGAUUUUCCUCAAAACCAGUUGUACUCACAGAAGCCCAAAAACAGCUUAUGAUAUGCCACCUACCUCAGGUUCUCAGACUACACCUCAAAAGAUUCAGGUGGUCAGGAUGUAAUAAUCGAGAGAAGAUUGGUGUUCAUGUUGGCUUUGAGGAAACUUUAAACAUGGAGCCAUAUUGCUGCAGGGAGACCCUGAAAUCCCUCAGACCAGAAUGCUUUAUCUAUGACUUAUCUGCUGUAGUAAUGCACCAUGGGAAAGGAUUCGGCUCAGGACACUACACUGCCUACUGCUAUAACUCUGAAGGAGGGUUCUGGGUACACUGCAAUGAUUCCAAGCUAAGCAUGUGCACUAUGGAUGAAGUAUGCAAGGCCCAAGCUUAUAUCUUGUUUUAUACCCAGCGAGUUACUGAGAAUGGACAUUCUAAACUCUUGUCUCCAGAGCUCCUGUCUAGUAGCCAACAUACCAAUGAAGAAGCUGAUACCUCUUCUAAUGAAAUCCUUAACUGAUCCAAAGAUAGUAGGGCUUUCUUCUUGCAAUUUGUAUAUAUACUUUUUAAAAGGGCUGACUUAAAAUUUUGAGCUUCAUUGUAUUUUUUUUUUAUUUUGAAAUCAGUGCACACUACAUUUACAUUUUGUAUUUAUGACAACUUUUUAUUUUUUUUACAGAGACAGUGUAUCAACUGCAGGGAACUAAACUUUUUUCAAGUACUCAGAGUUUUAAACUUUUAGUGUUUACCUCAGACUAGUGUUACCUCUUAUUUUGAUGUCUUAAUUGGCUCAUAUCAUGAAUUUGUGCAAUCUACUAAAAAAAUUUGGGAGGCAUUUUAUAUACAUUUGUUACUUACCUUUUGUAACUAUUUUCUAUACAAAUUCAAAAUAGAUGGAAAAUUAGACACU
This is a messenger RNA of Marmota flaviventris (yellow-bellied marmot), 2852 nucleotides long. Lineage: Eukaryota; Metazoa; Chordata; Mammalia; Rodentia; Sciuridae. The record is from RefSeq and is a predicted model, not a curated record.